Messenger RNA from Tricharina praecox, 501 nucleotides. RefSeq names its product ubiquitin-conjugating enzyme/RWD-like protein. The coding region runs from base 1 to 501 and encodes 166 amino acids. The record is from RefSeq and is a predicted model, not a curated record. NCBI's taxonomy places the organism in Eukaryota, Fungi, Ascomycota, Pezizomycetes, Pezizales, Pyronemataceae. Gene Ontology annotation, cellular component: cytosol; endoplasmic reticulum. The transcript has 2 exons.
AUGUCUUUUGCCGUCGCCAACAGACGUCUCCUUAAGGAAUACAAAGAGCUGAUCCGGGAAGCACCGGAGGGCAUAUGCGCCGGACCGAUCGACGAGGACAACCUUCUGGAAUGGGAGUGUUUAAUACGGGGGCCCGACGACACACCAUUCGAAGGUGGCGUGUUCCCUGCAACUUUGAGCUUCCCCAAGGACUACCCUCUCAACCCGCCCAAAAUGAAAUUCACCUGCGAAAUGUUCCACCCCAACAUCUACAAAGACGGGGCGGUGUGCAUUUCAAUUCUGCACAGUCCCGGCGACGACCCGAACCAGUACGAGGAUGCCAGCGAGCGGUGGUCGCCGAUCCAGAGCGUCGAGAAGAUCCUCAUCAGUGUUAUGAGCAUGCUUGCGGAGCCGAAUGACGAGUCUGGUGCGAACAUUGAUGCGAGCAAGAUUUGGAGGGAUAAUAGGAAGGAGUAUGAAAGACGGGUUAGGGAGUGUACCAAGAAGAUUCUGGGGUUGUAG